UUUACCCAUCAGAGCAUAAUUUACCCUUUCUUCGAUCCGCAAACCCUAGAUACACACUAUCCGCCUCUUCUCUCUCUCUCUCUCUCUCUCUCUCUCUCUCUCUACCUGACAAUGGAGCUGGAAUCCUCUCCAGACUCCUCCAAGAAGACGCUACAAUCUUCAUCUUCACAAAACCCUUCAACGUUGGACGAAAUCAAGACCCCCGAGAAGCUGAUUGGAAAGCCAAAGAAAAAAGUUGAUGGGUCGGUAAAGCUUCCGCAAAAGUAUGAGAUAUUGGGUAAGUUCUUUGAUAGCUUGGAUAGUUCAAUCCGGUUGCUUCGGUUGAAGGGCUGUACGUCCACAUUUACAAAUAUUAGUCCCAAAGUCGAGUGUUUGACCGACAGGAGGUUCUCCUAUGCCCAUUUGGCACAACUGAAGUUUAUUUUACCAGAAGUGAUUGUGGUGAAGAAGGUACUUGUACACGAUGAGCGAACAAGUUGUAUGAAGCCGGACCUUCAUAUUGCACUGAAUGUCGAUGCCGUUAAGGAUGAAGGGGAGCUGAAAUCGACCAGUGGGAAUUCAAAUAUGAGGAAGAUCUUCCACAGCAGACUCUUGGAUUUCUGUAAAGCCCAUCCCGAGGGGGAAGUUCCGGAGGAAAAUCUGCCAGAGCCAUUCAACAAGUCAAAGCUAGAUAUGCAUACAAGCACAAGCAAUGCUUCUAUUUCAUCUUGGAUAGGUGAGACAUCAACUGGAGUACUUCCAGAACAGCAGCCAGCAGCAGCAACCCAUCUAUCUCAUACUUUCCGGAAGCACUUCUCACAAAAAGUUUCAAGCUAUGCUACGACAAAUUCAGACCAAGAAAAGGAUGCAGUGUGUCUGCAACCUUCAGCUCUCUUUGUUUCAAAGCUAGAUGUUGACCAGAGUUCCAAUGGAGAGAGAAUCAGUGCAUAUUCUUCUCCGUCCAUCGGUAAAUUGUCCUUAAAACCACUCACAAGUAACACAUGUUCGUCCCUUGGGGCUUCUCAAGCAAGUGUAACACCGUCUCAUCCACAUACGACUCCACUAAAAGAGAGAGAGAUGGAAAAUGAAACCUCUUCUUCUGUUGGAACCGCUACAAUUCAAGGAACUCCUGCGAAACUUGUUUCAACUCCAGUGAAGCUGAUGAGUGCCACACCUGCACUACGAACACCAAAGAGGAGUUAUAUGAGCCCAGAUGACUACUCAAAGGCUUCACAGAACAAAUUAAUUAGACGACCACUCUGUAACAGAUCACUCGAAUUUGACAGUCCAGUCUAUAACAGAUCACUCAUAUUUGACAGUCCAGUGAAAAAUGCUGAAGUCAAGGAUGAAGUGAAUCUUGUCGGAGGAUUGUCAGUUGACAACAAUAUUCUUGAUAUUCUUCCUGAGAAACUUCUGGAAUCGAUUAAAGAGAAAGAGCGAAAAGCAGUAGAGGUGAAGGAUCCAGCCAUCUCACAAGCCAAGAGGCGGCAAAAGAUGAUUGCCAGUUUACCGAAACUCUUUGACGUGAUCCGUUUCUUGUUUCAGUCAAUCAAGCGUUCUGUCAUCACAAAGGAGGAGUUUAUGCACAGGAUAGUGGCCAACCACCUAGAUAUUGUUGAUAGAAGAGACGUUGAAGAGCAACUUAAACUUUUGCAAGAACUGACUCCUGAAUGGAUUUACGAGAAGUUGGCAUCUAGUGGGGAUCUUCUCAUAUGCAUCAACAAGAAGUUUAGUCCGGACUCGAUGCGUGCAAGACUUGUGGAAGCGAAGUGAGAGAACAAUCAUUGGAACUUGAAAGUGAGAGAGCGUCAAUUCCAUUGACAUCCUCAAGUUCAGUUAAUUUAGGAAUGGGCUCUUACAUUGUCCUUUUUUUAUUUCUUCACUUGAGUGGGAUAUGAUGCAAUUAUGUCCAUUAGAAAUGUUGCAAUGAUUUUUUGCCAAGAUAGACAUGUUGAGUAAGCAAUGCAACAAGUUAUAAUGAACUUGCUGUAUUCUUGCCUUGGUAUCAAUGGAGACAGAAAAAGGGGGCCGGACUCGCAAAAUUCUUGCUAU
Molecule: messenger RNA, 2031 nt
Organism: Rhododendron vialii
Lineage: Eukaryota; Viridiplantae; Streptophyta; Magnoliopsida; Ericales; Ericaceae
Product: CDT1-like protein a, chloroplastic
Exons: 7
Coding region: 112-1752 (546 amino acids)
Biological process (GO): mitotic cell cycle; DNA replication checkpoint signaling; regulation of DNA-templated DNA replication initiation
Cellular component (GO): nucleus
Molecular function (GO): DNA polymerase binding; DNA binding
Source: RefSeq, a predicted model, not a curated record